This is a messenger RNA of Macroventuria anomochaeta, 885 nucleotides long. RefSeq lists its product as uncharacterized. Bases 1 to 885 code for a protein of 294 amino acids. The transcript is spliced from 4 exons. Gene Ontology annotation, molecular function: acetate transmembrane transporter activity. Gene Ontology annotation, cellular component: plasma membrane. The record is from RefSeq and is a predicted model, not a curated record. Lineage: Eukaryota; Fungi; Ascomycota; Dothideomycetes; Pleosporales; Didymellaceae.
AUGGCAACCGCACACGAACACAACAACGUCGCUCGCGGCCCCAGCGUCGACAAAGAGACCAGCGGAAUUGAUUACGCGCAGAAUGGCAACAACAACCUCCCCAAGCAGAGGGUGCCCUACGACUACGGCGGCAACCCUCUUGCUCACGUUGCUACCAACGAUCCUGACCUGCGCCUUGCUGCCUUCGGUGGUGAAUUCCAGCCCGGACUCUACCGCCCACCGAACCGCAAGUUCGCCAAUCCUGCUCCUCUUGGUCUCUCAGCUUUCGCUCUUACCACCUUUGUCUUGUCGUUGAUCAACCUCAACACACGAAACAUUGGCUCGCCCAGUCUUGUUGUUGCCCUUGCCUACGGUUAUGGAGGUUUUGUCCAGCUUCUCGCUGGUAUGUGGGAAAUGGCUGUUGGUAAUACCUUUGGUGCCACUGCUCUCUCAUCUUAUGGAGGCUUCUGGUUGUCCUUCGCCAUCAUCCUGACCCCUGGUGGUUUCGCCAUCGAGUCCGGUCUUGCCGCAAUCAGCGAGGCUACCUUCCUCAACUCCUUCGGCCUGUACCUGAUGGGGUGGUUCAUCUUCACCUUCCUGCUGCUCAUUUGCACGCUCCGCUCCACCGUUGCGUUCUUCUCCCUUUUCUUCACUCUCGACUUGGCCUUCCUCAUGCUUGGUAUCGGCUACCUUCAUAACGACGGUGCCCACCCCCAGGAGCAGUGCAUCAUCGCUGGUGGUGCUUUCGGUCUCAUGGCUGCGUUCCUCGCCUGGUACAACGCCCUUGCCGGUAUCGCCGACAGUUCCAACAGCUUCUUCGUCAUUCCUGUUGCUCACUUCCCCUGGUCCGACAAAGGCCGUGAGCGCCGCGACAAGGUCGACAACUCUGCCCACCGCGCCGCUUAA